AACCGAACCCACGCACCACCAGGGAAGAGGAGAGGAGGCGGCGAAAGACAAGAGAAAACGCAGACGCCGCCGGGAGGAGAGCGCAGCGUGGGAGCAAGGAGCAGCAGCCGACAGGCAAUGGGCAACAGCAUCGGCGGCCGGCGUAAGGGCGCCAAGGUGAUGCAGCUGGACGGCACCGCCUUCCGGGUGAAGCCGCCGGCGUACGCGGGCGCCGUGCUGCGCGACCACCCGGGCUUCCAGCUGCUCGAGUCGGAGCAGGUCAAGCUGCUCGGCGUGCGCGCGCGCCCGCUCGAGCACGACGCGCUGCUCCGGCCGGGCCGGCUCUACUUCCUCGUCGCGCUGCCCCGCCCCACCGUGCCCCCGCGCCGCGCGUGGUCCGGCGCGCUCCACGUCGGCGCGCGCGAGAGGCUCGAGUCGCUCAUGCUCACACGCCGCUCCACCUCCGACCUCACCUUCCCGACCUCGGCCGGUGCCGGCACCGCGCCGCCCUCUCCGAUGUCCACCUCCUCCGAGGGCGGGCCAGUCCAGCUCAGAAUGCGCCUGCCCAAGGCGCAGGUCGCCAAGCUUAUGGGCGAGAGCCGGGACGCCGCCGAGGCGGCCGCUAAGAUCAUGCAGCUCUGCGCCGCCAACGGCGCUGUGACGCCGGAGCGGAGCCCGCAGUUCCUGCCGACGGCGGACUGGGGCACUGGUGGGUUCGCGCAGACGCCAGAGCGGAGCCCUCGGUUCGUGCCGACGCCGGACUGGGGCGCCGGCAGGUUCGCGCAGACCCCAGAACGGAGUCCCAGGUUCGCCGUGACGCCCGAGUGGGAUGCCAGGUUCAUGAUGCCAACGCCGGAGAGGGGCGCAGAGACGGCGAAGACGCCGGAUAAGUGGUCCGCUCUACCCCGCACGCCGGAGUAUGCAUCAGCAGACGUCAAGGCCAGCCGGAAGGAGAAGCGAACGCGGUUCGUGGCCUUGCCGGAUGAGAUCAUAGCAUGAUGACUUUCCCCCCACCUGAAGCGAGAGAGGUAACUAUUGGAGAUGAGAGGGCAACGUGCUGGUUUCACAAGUCAUUUUCUUGCAAGUGAUAGAUCGAUGGACCACAGAUUGCCGGAGUUGGAGAUGAGAGGCCGCCGACGGUUUCAUGCCUCGCGCCUCGACCGCUUCUUCUUCAUACGGCAUGGAGCGUCCUUUUCCUCUAUGUUUGUUUAUCUUUUCUCGCAGCUAAAUUAGCCUCAACCUGGGAUAACAUUGCUGCGAACUGUGGUGCUCUCUGUAGUUAGCUUAGGGGAGAUGUAUAUGGACUGGACCUCUACGUAUAAACAUAGGAGCACAUAUGAUCCUUCCUGUGCAUGACGUUGGAGAUCAGACCCGCCGUUGUUGACGUCGUCGGGUCGUCUCCCAACCUUGCUGCAUUGGGCUUUCGCAUGUCGCGUGGUAUCCGGUCAUGUUUUCCUUUUUGUAAAUAUAUACUUGGUUCAAGACGAAUAAUAAUGGAUGUAAUGUAAGUGAA
Messenger RNA from Triticum dicoccoides, 1492 nucleotides. RefSeq lists its product as uncharacterized. NCBI's taxonomy places the organism in Eukaryota, Viridiplantae, Streptophyta, Magnoliopsida, Poales, Poaceae. The record is from RefSeq and is a predicted model, not a curated record. The transcript is spliced from 2 exons. The coding region runs from base 118 to 978 and encodes 286 amino acids.